AUGACCCCAUAUGCAGAAAGUGGAGGUAGUGACAGUGGUAGUUCAUCUUCAAGUUCAAGUCAUGGAGGAGGAGGAAGCAACUCGUCAUCAUCUAAACCAGUAUCGAUACCAACCGCAACCAAUGGACUAAACAACUCUAGUACAGCAGCAACAGCAGCAACAACUCUCAACGCAUCAGGCAAUGCGUUGAAUCUAUCGGGGGGUACACCCAACCCUUCGACAUCGCCACCACUCUCUGAUAUUGAGCAUUACCUCAAUACCACGUAUUCUGGCGAGCUUCCCGAGUUGGUGGUGGCUGCGUGUUGGUGGGCCGACUCGCUCGGCAAGCUCAAUGUGACCAUCCCCAAGGACAACCUCAAACGGUUCCGAAAGGAACUUAUUAUGGGUCUGAGGGAGCGCAUCAGAGGACAUUGGUACCCCGAGACUCCGGAUCGCGGACAGGGCUACCGUGCAGUGGUGUGCGAGGAGACAACCGACCGUCUGUUGAUCGACGCUGCGCGACGAUCCGACAUCCACGGCGACUUUAGAUCGUUCUUUAAGCAAAACACGACUAUGUGGGUCGACCCUGGCAAUGUCACCUAUAGACAUGGCAAACAUUAUGAAAAAACCCUCUAUCCGCUAAACUAUUAUAGCACCAAAGAGGGCAGCGUCGUUGGCGCUGUUAGCAUCACCAGCAGCGGCGGCAGCAGCAACAUUAUCGGUGGCGGCAGCAGCAGCAAUAGUGUAAAUAGUAGUAGCAGCAGUAUCAAUGGAAUAGGCGCUGCUACUAGCAGCAACAACAACAAUAGUAAUAUCAUGGGUAGCAGUGGAGGAUUCUCUAUGAACUCCUUUUCAAACUCUCUCCUCAACAAUGUAAUUAAUCAAACACCUCCCAGAGGCAAUCAAAAUGUAACAAGAGUAUCAUCACCAUCGCUUUCAUCAAACUCGGCUCCAUUUUCUCCAUCAUCGCCACUUGUAUAUCAUCUCUAUAACCAAUCACCAUCUGUAUCUCCACCAGCAUCACCUGCCAAAGAUCUCUAUCCCCAAAAUCAACCAAAUAACAAUUCCAGUAAUCCAAAUGUAUAUUCAAACUACAGAACUAACACUCCAAUAAAGUAUCCACAAUAUUCUUAA
Cavenderia fasciculata is the source of this 1113-nucleotide messenger RNA. It is a transcript of the gene btg, whose product is annotated as anti-proliferative BTG domain-containing protein. The coding region runs from base 1 to 1113 and encodes 370 amino acids. NCBI's taxonomy places the organism in Eukaryota, Evosea, Eumycetozoa, Acytosteliales, Cavenderiaceae. Gene Ontology annotation, biological process: negative regulation of cell population proliferation; negative regulation of mitotic cell cycle. The record is from RefSeq and is a predicted model, not a curated record. The transcript has a single exon. Gene Ontology annotation, cellular component: cytoplasm; nucleus.